CCAACGAAUCUAAAACGGUGGAUUGCAUGUCAAGCUUCCCCUGGCCAAUAACACUACUGCUCUGAGUGCUCUCUCUCUCGCUUCAGGUGUGGUCUGUACUCUGUUGGGUCUCUUCCUAAGUUUCCUAUUAUUUGCUUUGAUUUUUAUUGGGUUUUAGGGUUUUGUUUCAAUGUUUAUGGCUGUCUCUUGAGGUUUUAGUUUUCCUGUUAAACCUUACCUGGUAAUUUCUUCUCGUUUUGUAUGCUAGGGUUUUCUUGGUUUUGUUUUUUUCGUUUUUGUUUGUGGGCUUACAAUCUGGGUUUAUUCUGUUAAGAACAGAAUUUGAUUUUUUAUUUUUACUUUUCCUUUCCAUUGUUUCGUUUGAAGGUCGUAUUUGCAGCAAUUGGGUCAUUUCAGAGUAGUUAUCUGAUAUAUAUCCCCACGCGUUAAUAGAGUCUGAUUUCUCAUCGAUUUGGUGAAAGUUCAUCGCAUCGUUUGUCUGUUUUCCUUAAUUUGAUAUUUUUCGUUGGGGGUUUUAGGCGUUUUCAGGAUAUUCUUAAAAUCUACUAGAGCUUGUCCCACGUUAAUGUUAUCUGCGGUUCCUUUGAAAAAAAAAUAUUAGUUGGUUGAUUUGUGUUCUUACUUUUUCCCAUCAAACAAUUCAAACAAAAGUCUAACACUGCUACUGUCUUCCACCAAAACAAUCAACUGACAAUAAUUAGAAUGUGACUAGAAUGAAACUUUACACAAAAGUAAGGAAAAAAUUAAACCGUCAAGUCCAAUGCCAAAACAAGAUCUUCCAAUAGAGCCUCCCCCGAUUCUUGUAACCAAUAUAAUCAAUUUGGUGCAGUUUUGGUUUCAUGAAUCGGGGGAGGCCUGGCAUUGGACUUUUCAUUUUUUUUCUUUUUUGUGCAAACCCUCUUGCAUUCUAUUUAGACUUAGAAUUGUUUUGGUGGAAGACAGUACUGUGGGACUUCUUUAUGAAUUAAUUGAUGGGAAAAAAAAUCGCUGCUGCCUUUGGGGUUUCAAUUUCAUCCAACUGAUGUUGAGCUGGUUAUGUUCUAUCUAAAGUGGAAAAUAAUGGGGAAGGGGUUCUGUUUUGAAGCCAUUGCAGAGGUUGAUAUCUACAAGUUUGCCCCAUGGGAUCUUCCAGAUAGACCAAGCUCGAGAAGUUGUGAUCUUAAAUGGUACUUCUUUUGCCCAGUGGAGAAAAACAAAUACUCAAAUGGGGCUAUAAUGAAUUGUGCAACUGAAGUUGGGUACUGGAAAAUCAUCGGAAAGGAUAGGCCUGUUCAUCACAAUGAAGAGUUGGUUGGUUUGAUAAAAACUUCAAUUUUUCACAGUGGAAAAGCACCACAAGGGGAACAAACGAAUUGGGUUAUGCGUAAGUAUGGACUGGAAGAUAAGAAUAUGGCUAAUAAAGGAGUUAUUCAAAACACGCAUGUGCUUUGUAUGAUUUUCCAGAAGGAUGGCCUAGGCCCUAGGAAUGGUGCCCAAUACGGCACACCAUUUAAGGAGGAAGAUUGGAAUGAUGACAAUGAAGUCAACUGUGUAGAAGCUGGCCCUACUCUUUGUUUUUCUACACCAACCUGUGUGCUGCUACUGACUGUAACAGUUUGGCUAUCACGUGUACCCUUUUUUGGAUGGCACAUUUUCUGAGUCAUGUUUACCUCAAACUAUGGCAUCUGACAGCAAGGGUCUUCCAGCAGUUACCACUAAUGACAGUGUUAUAGAGGAGUUAUGUAUAGUUCUUGGUGAUGUUGGUAUUCUUCCAGCAGGGCAUGCUGAUACUUCGUUAGAGCGAUUUGGGAUGGGGUAGUGGAGAAGAUAGAGAAAAGACUGGCUGGUUGGAAAUGGAUGUACUUAUCGAAAGGGGGUCGACUCACUCUUAUUAAGAGCACCCUGACGAACCUUCCCACUUAUUUUCUAUCUUUGUUCCCAUUGCCAGCAGGGGUGGGAAACAAAAUUGAGAAACUCUUUAGGGCGUUCCUUUGGGGGGGUAUGGGGGAGGAGAAGAAAUUUCAUCGGGUUAGAUGGAAAACAGUUUGUGAUCCAGUCGUACAGGGGGGGUUGGGAGUAUGUGACUUGAGAACUUUCAAUAAAGCUCUUUUGGGGAAAUGGUUAUGGAGAUACCAAUCGAAGGGAGAUGCAUUGUGGAAGGAAAUCAUUGUCGCUCUCCAUGGAGAUACUUGGGGCGGUUGUGUUCCAACGAAGGGAGAGGGGGGUAUGGUGUGGAUUUAUGGAAGUUUAUAAGGAGGGGGUGGUCUUGUUUCGAGAAUCAUAUUCGAUUCGUUGUGGGAGAAGGCAAUAGAAUCAGUUUUUGGCGGGAUGUGUGGUGUGGAGAGCAUGCUUUGGAAAAAGCUUUCCCAAACCUUUAUAGUAUUGUUGCUAAUAGAGAGGCUUCGGUUGCGGAUAUGCGGUCCCUCUAUAAUGGCACUUUUCAAUGGGAUGUUCUUUUCAACAGGGACUUUCAUAAUUGAGAAUUAUCUUCUAUUUCAGAUCUUUUCAGCCUUCUAUACUCCAUGGGGACUCCUAUGGCACAGUGUGACCGUGUGAAGUGGAGGUUUAAUAAUCAGAAGAAAUUUACGGUAAAGGAGUAUUACAAAAUUUUGACCACACAAAACCACCCUCCGUUUCCUUGGAAGAAUAUUUGGCGGUCGAGUGUACCCUCCAAAAUAGCAUUCUUCGUCUAGAACGCAGCACUUGGGAAGAUCUUGACCACGGAUAACUUGAGGAAGAGGGGGUGUGUAAUGAUGAAUUGGUGCUAUAUGUGCAAAAAGAAUGGAGAAUCUGUGGAUCACCUUCUAUUAAAUUGUGAAAUCACAAGGGAGAUAUGGGAUGGGAUUUUCCAAAGGGUCAACAUUGCUUGGGUUAUGCCUUUGAGGGUAGUGGACAGCUGGGGAGUUGGAGGAAGAUACAAGGUUGCCAACAAGUGGCAGCAGUAUGGAAGAUGAUUCCACUAUGUAUCAUGUGGUGUAUCUGGUUGGAAAGAAAUGCGCGCUGUUUUGAAGACAAGGAACGCACUAUGGAGGAGCUAAAGAACUUUUUCUUUCAAACUUAAUUGCUUUGGUUCUUUGCUAUUGUACUAAAUGGGGACAAUGUUCAUGAUUUCUUGUCUUUGAUUCCUAGCUCGUAGAAUGUUUUUAGGUACCUGAUGUAUACUUCCUGUAUACAAAGGCCAUGCCUGUUUUUUUAUGAUCAAUAAUAUUUAUCUUUUACUUAUAAAAAAAAAAAAAAAAAAAAAAAUUAUUGGUGAUGAUGUCUUAUUGAAAAAAAAAAAUAUAUUGGUGAUAAUGUCCUUUCAAGGCUUGCUUCCUUUAUGGAAGACAAUACUUUGAUCUCGAAUGAAGAUGACAAAAAUAAACUAAUGAGGAUGAUGCCCUUUCAAUGCUCGCUUCCUAUAUGGAAAAUAGCACUUUGAUCUAGAAUGAAGAUGACAAAAAUAAGUGUGACAUUUUUAAGGUCCAGAUGUGGCUUGGGAUUUCAUUAGAGCGUUACAAAUGGUAUCCGAUUCAGGUUUCAAUCCUAGGACUUGUAGAAUUGGUGACAUCCGAUAAAAUUGGAACGAUAUGGCGAAGAUUAGCAUGGCCCCUACGCAAGUAUGACAUGUACAAAUUGAGAAAUGGUAUCAAAGUUUAUCCCAAUCAGAAAUGUGGGACUUGCCAAGAAUAUAAGGGAGGAAGAUUGUGGUACCCUACAUUGACUGAUAAGUGAUUAGAGUAUGUGGUGCAUGGGAUAUCACAUUGUUUAGAAAUGAGAAGUUCUUUAUAUAAUAGUUCAAAUAGGAUUCUAAUUAUAUUAUUGAUUAGUUCUUUUAGAGUAUAGAUCCAAAUGUGGCUUCGGCUUCCAUUGACGUGUUAAACAUGGUUAUGGAGUAAAUGAUCAGCUGUACUUCAUUUUGAUGGAUUUGAUAUUUACAGACUUGGGAGAUCUGGGGAACACUUGGACCGAUGGAAAAUGUAUACAGCUUCAAUUGUAGGAAGCUUAUUUCCUCUGGACUCUGGUUUUUAUAAAUCUGAUCUGGAUCAGCCACUGAAUUUUCCCAUACUUCCCCCACAAGACUCAGUAUAAUUAUUGUACAACAGUGUAUUUUGUAUUGAUCCAAUUUUGCUCUACCGUGAAAAAUCUGAUCGGUUGAAACUUGCCAUA
Carya illinoinensis is the source of this 4128-nucleotide messenger RNA. Its product is annotated as NAC domain-containing protein 82-like. Gene Ontology annotation, molecular function: DNA binding. Lineage: Eukaryota; Viridiplantae; Streptophyta; Magnoliopsida; Fagales; Juglandaceae. The record is from RefSeq and is a predicted model, not a curated record. The transcript is spliced from 4 exons. Gene Ontology annotation, biological process: regulation of DNA-templated transcription. The coding region runs from base 1036 to 1638 and encodes 200 amino acids.